Messenger RNA from Poecilia latipinna (sailfin molly), 609 nucleotides. Its product is annotated as sortilin-related receptor-like. Gene Ontology annotation, molecular function: protein binding. Bases 1 to 594 code for a protein of 197 amino acids. The record is from RefSeq and is a predicted model, not a curated record. NCBI's taxonomy places the organism in Eukaryota, Metazoa, Chordata, Actinopteri, Cyprinodontiformes, Poeciliidae. The transcript is spliced from 5 exons.
AUGGGAUUGCCAGGGACCCCUCCACCGACCAACACCCAUCUCACAUUGCACCCGACCCCUUUGGCCCCUCGCACAGCUCUGCCUCCUCCUGUAGUGAAAGCUACCAACAUCUCCUCUGACUCCAUGUCAUUCAGUCUCAGCUCCCAGACUGAAACCAAAUAUUACAUUGUAAUCGUGUACUGGCAGUUUGACUCUCAUGUGAAAGAGAGCCACACGUACAACAUCACCCAGGGAGAGUUUAAAGCCACAAACCUGACAGCGGGGACGGUGUAUGAGAUGGCUGUGUGGGCUCACACCAGUAUAGGAGACAGCCCAACCACAUUGUCACACUACCAGACCCGUGGCACCCAGCCAGAGCGUCCUCUUCUCAAAGUCAAGGCUCUUAACCAGACAGCGGUGGAGUGCAGCAUCAGCAUUGACUCCGCUCCACUGGUUUAUGGUGUGUUUUAUGCCACCUCUUUCCUGGACCUGUACCGCAGUCCUCAUCAGGUUCAAAGCACAUCCCUCAGCCUCUCAGUGACUGUUGACAGCGACGAGCAGUAUCUCUUCCUGGUGAGUCGGUCCUGGAAACUCUUUGUAAAAUUCCUCCUCUGAUAUUACUUGAUAAAA